AUGACUGUACACAUCUUCUCACACUUGCCUGAGUUCGCCUCCUACCUGCUAAUCACCCUUGGGGCCACCUCCUCCCGUGGUGCCCAGGACGUCAAGAAGAUUCUAGACAGCGUGGGCAUAGACCAACUCAACAAGGCCAUCAGUGAGCUGAAUGAAAGACACAUUGACGAGGUCAGGGCCCAGGAGGUUGGGAAGCUGGCCGGUGGGGCUGCUGGUGGGGCUGCGGCUGACUUCUGCUCCCUCUGCCGACGCAGCUCCUCCAGCGGCUCUGCCCUGCUGCAAGCGGAGGCGAAGAAAAACAAGAAGGAAGAGGAGUCUGAGGAGUCAGACGAGGACAUGGCAUUUGGCUGGUUUAAUGACAUUCCUGCUCCUGUGCAAAUAAGGCCUUUUAAUAUAGCCUGA
Messenger RNA from Peromyscus leucopus (white-footed mouse), 402 nucleotides. RefSeq names its product 60S acidic ribosomal protein P2-like. Gene Ontology annotation, molecular function: structural constituent of ribosome. Gene Ontology annotation, biological process: cytoplasmic translational elongation. The coding region runs from base 1 to 402 and encodes 133 amino acids. NCBI's taxonomy places the organism in Eukaryota, Metazoa, Chordata, Mammalia, Rodentia, Cricetidae. Gene Ontology annotation, cellular component: cytosolic large ribosomal subunit. The transcript has 2 exons. The record is from RefSeq and is a predicted model, not a curated record.